Molecule: messenger RNA, 1414 nt
Organism: Drosophila grimshawi
Lineage: Eukaryota; Metazoa; Arthropoda; Insecta; Diptera; Drosophilidae
Product: galectin-4
Exons: 4
Coding region: 74-1309 (411 amino acids)
Molecular function (GO): carbohydrate binding; galactoside binding
Source: RefSeq, a predicted model, not a curated record
GGCGAAUUGUGAUCUAACUAAUCCUAAGGGAUAGAAUCCAUUCAUACUGCUUCAUACGAGUCCCUUUAAAGAUAUGAAUUUAUUUACACAAGUACAAAAAAAGGUCGUAUUUUUUUUAACAUGCAUAACAGGCGUUUCCGACUGCAAGGCCAUGAAUAUCUACGAAGGCGCUCGGAGCAUUGCCCUGCGGCGCCACUUGGAUGCUAUGUCGGGAUUCUAUGAGGAACGCAGCGUUGCCCAACGACGUAAGCAGUGGAGGCUUCUUGAGCCACCAGUGCCCGGGCUUAGUUUCUUUUUUUACGGAUUAAUUCUUAACGAUUGCGAGCACUUUGUGAUCGAUUUUAUGGCUAAACGGAAAAGCCAAUUAAACGACGUUGUUCUGCAGAUCGGUGCCCGCCUUCCACAAAACUACAUUUUGCGCAACUCCCGGCUAAUGGGCAAAUGGGGUCCCGAGGAAAAUUCAUCAAGCUUACCUUUUCAGUUAAAACGUGGUGAGAAUUUUUGGAUGCAGGUGCUGCUCACUGACCACUCAUUUUACAUAUCGGUUAAUGGCUAUCACUUUGCGCUUUAUGAAUACCGUAUGCCAUACCAGUGGCUGACCGGAGUAGAUGUUCGCGGUGAUGUUUCUGAUAUGAUUAUUAACAUCUUUUAUGUUUCGGAAUACCCAAUUCGUAUAAGUCAUUCUGUGGCCAGCUUUUUACCCUAUGUCAAGGAUUUUUCAGAAAGUGUGGCAUAUGACCAAACUCACACAAUGCCACGGGAUUGGCUGCGUAUUGAAGUUCCAUGUUCAUUUCUUGACAACAUGGCUCAAUAUCAAGCCCAGCUCUCCUUGCCCUUCUAUGGUCGAAUGCAAAAAAAACUGACUGACGGUCGUGAAUUGCGUAUUGAGGGUCGUGUGCGUCUAAUGCCCCAAGGCUUUACUGUCGCUUUACAGAAUGGUCAACAUGUCUGGCCGCAGCCUACAGUAUCGUUCCUAUUUAAUCCCAGUUUCUUGCGGAGCAAGCGCGCGAAGGUGGGCAAAGCCGUUAUAACGAGGAGCGCCUAUAUAAAUGGAAUGUGGGUGAGCCGAGAAGUGUCGCGCCUGCAUACACAUUUGGGACCAGGGAAGCCAUUUGUUCUUAUAAUCGCCUGUCGGCGGCAAUGCUAUGAGCUAUUUAUCAAUAGCAAUUCUGUGCUGACUUUUAAGCAUCAGAUGAAUCCUGCAGACGUCGAUAUGGUAAAUAUACGCGGUGACCUCAAGCUCUGGAGUGUUUUGGUGGAUAGCGGUAGGCUUCCAGUAAGGCCAUCGGGUCAUUUCCGAUCAAAUUAAAGUUAAUAGAGGUUCUAAAAUACAUUGGAUAAUACGAUUUUUAAAAUGUUUUGAUUAUACUUGCCACUCUUUUUGCUCGCCAACUUACAAAUAAACGUUAGUCGA